Paramecium primaurelia is the source of this 2638-nucleotide messenger RNA. The record is from the annotation of a GenBank genome assembly. Lineage: Eukaryota; Ciliophora; Oligohymenophorea; Peniculida; Parameciidae.
AUGUCAAAGUUUUUAUAAGAUUAAGAUAAUCAGACUGAAAGUGAUAGUGAUAAUUAAUUUAAAUAAUAAAAUUCCUUCAAUUCCAAGUUUUUCUAAAAACUUCAAUUUUAAAGCAGUGAUGAUGAUAAUCAAAUUAAUGAUGAUAAUAAUUUUAAACAAUAAAAUUCCAUCAAAACUGUAUUCUUAUAAAAUAAUCCAAAUUAAAGUGAUGAUGAAGGAUAGAAUCAUUAAAAAAUAAUUAAUAAUAUCUCUUAUCAUUCUAAAGAUAAGGAUAAUACCAAUGCAUAACAACUAGAUUAAACUGAUUUUUAAAAAGAAUAAAAUGUUAAAAGAAAAAAAAAAUAAAAAAAACAUCUAAAUGAUGAAAAAAAUUAAUAAAUAUAAUAAGAAUUAAUUAAAGAUAAUGCAAAAAAAACAAAAAAAUUAAAAGUUGCUGCUUAAUUAGCAUUAGAAAUGUAAGAACAAAAAAGAGCUAUUUAAUAAGAAGAGAGAAGACUCGAAUUAAUUUAAUAUGAAGAAGAGGAAUAAUUUUAAAAAGAAGAAUAAAUGCGUAUUGAUAAAUAGAAUUAAAAUAAAUCAGGUUUUUAUCAAAAUAUUUAAAUUAAAUGUGGCACUCUCAAAUAACAACAAAAAUAAUUUUAAGAAACUCUUAGAAAAUAAAAAUUAAUUGAGGAGUUGAUAAAAUAAGAAUAAUAAUAAUAAUAAUAAUAAUAAUAAUAAUAAUAAUAAUAAUAAUAAUAAUAAUAAUAAUAAUAAUAAUUAUAGUAUAAAAAAAAUAAAAAUAAUUAUUCAUAAAAAGAAUUUUAUGCUUGCUCUAUUUUAGGUGAUUUUGAAGCAGGAAAAACUACAAUAAUCAGAGGAUUAAUUAAUUUUAUGAAAAAAAUAGGCUUUUCUAUUGAAAAUUUUGGUUAUUCAUAUGUUUGUCAACCAACUUAAAAUAUUGAAAAGUUGUUUGUUUAAAUGCAAUCCUAUUAUCCUGUAGAUUAUUAAAACUAAAAAUUUAUAUUUUAUGAUCGACCUUAACAGUAUAAAAAUUUCCUAACUUAUCCAAAUUGUGAUAUAGCAAUAGUAAUUGUUGAUAUAAUACAAGGUUUAGAUUCAAAAAGUAUCAAAGAUAUUGAAUAUCUUAAAUUACGGUAGAUCCCUUUUAUUAUUGUUCUUAAUAAACUUGAUAGAUGCUUUGAAUAAAGAAACAUACAUUAAUUAGCAUAUCAAUAAUUAUAAAAUUAAACAAAAAAUUGUAAAAUUAUUUUUAAUGAACAUUUGAAAAAUUUAUUGAAGUAGUUAGCCAAAAAGAAUUUGAAGGCAGCUCUAUAUUGGGAAUUAGCAGAAUCUAAAACCCACAUACAAAUAGUACCUACUUCAGGAAAUUUUGGAAUAGGUUAUGAAGAUUUAUUAGCUACAAUUGUAAAAUAUCUUCCAAUUUAUCCGAUAUUGAACAAUUAGCCUGAAUAUUUAGUGUUAAAUAAUAAGGAUUAUGAAUAAAAUUAAUCAAUAAUAGAGUGUUUAAUAAUUAAUGGACAUAUAAAAAGAGGAGAUUAUGCAUUAAUUGCAGUAGAUGGAUAUCCAACUUCUAUAAGAGUAUAAAAUCUUUAAGAAAUAAAUAAAGAAAUUAAAAUGACUUAUUUUGAUAAAAAUUGGGUUUCAGUUAAUGAAGUUAAAACAAAGUAAGCAUUUGUAAGAAUAAUAACUGAAAAAUUAUAAUCAAUUUUUUAAGGUAGUUAAUUUAAAAUUGCUAAUUCAGAUGAGGCAGUUUAAGAAGCAUACGAGUAUAUUAAAAAUUAAUUUUUUAAAUCUUUGUCAAAUAUUGAACUUGAUAAUGAAGGAGUUGGUGCUUUUGCUUAAGAUUAAGCUUCACUUCUUAAAUUAGUGCAAUUUCUAUAAUAAAAUAAAAUUUAGAUUUGUUUUUCUAAUAUAGGAAUAGUUUCCAAAGAUCAAAUCUUAAAGUUUGUUAGAAAAUGUUAAAAAAAGUAAAAGCAGGCCAACCAAAAGUAAAAUAUUAUUUAAUAAUUAGAUAAGAAUGUAUUUUAGCUUUUGGAAUUAAUAUUUAAUUGGAUAUUAUAGAUUUUGCUAAAUAACAUUAAAUAUAAAUUAUUUCUGAUGAUAAUUGUUUUUCUUUGAUAGGAAAUUAUUAAAAAUAUAUCAAAAAUAUAUGUGAGUAUAAAAAGAAAUAGUUGAAAGAUUAAACAAUAUUUCCUUGUCUAUUAAAUGUAAAUAUAUAUAUUAAUAUAGUCUAGAUUGUAGAAUUAAUUUAAAUAUCAAAUCCUAUGAUAUUAAAGGUCGAGAUAGUAUAAGGAAUAUUAGUCAUUGGAACACCACUAAGUUAGUUUAGCAGAAAAAAAGCUAAUGUCUAAUAAAUAGGAGUAGUAAAGAGAAUAGAAUAAAAUUAAUAAGCUUUGAUAGAGGCCCGUAUCUAAAAUGGUUUAGUUACUAUAGUAGUUGAAGACAAUCCAGAUAUGAAUUAAUUUCAGUGUCAAUUUUUGAACAAACCAUAACUUGUAAGUAGGGUAUAUAUUCAAUUUAUUUAAAGAUUUCUAGAAAGGAGAUUGAUAUACUUAAAGAAUAUUAUAGAGAAGAAUUAACUUUUUAGGAUUGGUAACUUGUAAGGGAAUUAAAAUAAUAUUUUUCAAUUGUUUGA